AUGGAAGACGCACAAGCACAAGCACGCCCACAACACUUAGGCGACAAGUAUGGGCCGAAGCUGGUUGAUAAGGCAGACAAAUUACAACAACAGGCUGUCGCUAUGAGCGGCGGUUCAAAAGAUGGUGAGCCUGCUGGGGGGUUUGACAGCACGCCGUUCCCCCGUGCGCCACCCGGCUAUACGCUAAAGUUCACAUUCCAUCGCGGGGUCAACCUACCUUGCGCCGAUUUCGGCACUUUCUCAUCCGAUCCAUAUAUCCAUGCCACGUUGAGUGUUGAUGUUCCGCAACGACAUAAACAGGAUCCAUUCCCAACUUUCAGAACUCCAACUGUGCGUAAGAAUCGGGACCCCGUUUGGGAAAAGGAAUGGGUUAUUGCCAAUGUCCCUGAGUCUGGGUUUCGGCUCAAAUGUCGCCUCUACGAUGAGGAUGCGGCAGAUCACGACGACAAGUUGGGAAAUGCCUAUAUCCAGGUGGAUUCAAUUAACGAACAAUGGGCUGGCAUCCGCGAGCAGCCUUUCCGGCUGAAGAAACACACUGGCAGCAAGCGAGUCUAUUUGUUUGGAAAUAUCGCCUCUCUCGCCUCGCGACGUCUUGACACCGCAUCGCAUAUAGUCGUGAGCGUUGAAUGUCUGGGAAAAACUCCUGGCACGAACGGCGCACAAGUUUAUACCCUGGGGCCAAAUUACUGGUUCAAACAUUUCUCGCCGCUGAUCGGUAGACUAAUUGGGACAAAGGAUGCUGUUCAGAAUCAGGAUGGGAAGAAAACAGUCAAUCGCUACAAUUUCCAGGCCAUACAGCUCCAACUAAAGGGGCCCGUGCCCACCGAACUGUAUCAUCGAUAUGUGGAAUUUAGGCCUUUCGUGGCGGGAAUGUUCACCUCACAUACUCUUCGUGGGCGGAUACUCAACAGAGCACUUCAUCAUCAGCAUGAGAGGAUCUAUAAUUUUGACAGGGCAACGUUAGAUGGUCACUUCGAAACCCCCUGCGUCGAGAUGACCCAGAAAUUCCUUGAGUUUGUUCAUUACGGGCAAGGAGGUAGAAUUUUCACCUAUGUCCUCACCCUCGAUGGCCAGUUUCGUUUCACAGAAACAGGGAAGGAGUUCGGUAUUGAUCUACUGAGCAAACACACGAUGCACAGCAAUGUGUCCGUCUACAUCGCCUAUUCUGGAGAAUUCUUUCUUCGACGACGAAAACACCGCCACCGAUCCCGCUCCUUGGCCUCAAAUCGAUCUUCCACAGAAUAUGUUGUGGACAAUGAUGGCGAGGAGAUGGAGAUAUCAACUAAUCCGAGUGGAUAUGAACUCUUCAUAGACAACGAUAGUGGUACUUACCGUCCGAACGCUCACUAUCUGUAUCUUCUGAAACAGUUCUUAUCGUUUAACCUCCCUGAACUUCACAUCACGACUUUGGAUUGCCAGGCUGAUGCGGAACGGAUGCAGGAGCUAAAGAAUGAACAGAGAGAACUGAAACAUAGCGCAGGCGCCCAGAUGACCUUCCUCCAGCAAAGAAGCAGGUCUUCUUCUUCUUCUUCGUUUUCCAUCUCAAGCUCUGAUGAGGACGAGUUAAAUGAGCGCAGUGGUCUAGAGCAAAAGCAAAGAAGGGACUUUUCCAAGAAAAUGCAUGAGAUGCGAGACGUCAGAGGGCAUGUCCUGAAAUGGGCGCAGGGAGAUGAAGAGAUGCAUGGCAGCUCUGAAAAGAAGGUGGAGUCCUCGCAUCCCCAUGAGGCUACAGCUGGCAUGGAAAGGAUGACAAUCAGCGGUGCUGGAGCCCAACAGUGA
Molecule: messenger RNA, 1779 nt
Organism: Aspergillus versicolor CBS 583.65
Lineage: Eukaryota; Fungi; Ascomycota; Eurotiomycetes; Eurotiales; Aspergillaceae
Product: C2 domain protein
Exons: 2
Coding region: 1-1779 (592 amino acids)
Biological process (GO): positive regulation of gene expression
Source: RefSeq, a predicted model, not a curated record